GCAUGUUUACCCUCUUGAGAUGUUUUUAUUACUUCGCAGUGGUCCGGCCAAACCUAGCCCCGAGCCGAGUCGGCAGUCCAGCUGCACUGCCACCGUGCAAAGCGCUGCUCUGCACUCUACUCUCGCGUAGUCUUCGUCGCGCUCACUCAUCUCCCCAUCCGACCUCGUCGCAAUCCAUCUCAUCUUCACCACCUCACUCUCAUACACUCUGCCUCUCCAUCACGGUCCACCUCUUACCGUUUGAGUCUCUCCCCUGAAUCUCCCGAUCUGUUACUAGAGUUCGUGCGUGUGCGAGAAGCUCAAUUGAUCGUUACUUUGCAUUGCCGUGCUUGACUUCCUCGAAAGCAUUGCCAGUUGCAGCGUAUGAAUGGUUGGAGUUGCAAUCGGAGUGCAGCGCGUGUGAUUGCAUAAGAUUCAUCGUAGGCAGUCAACCUGGGAUCACUGCGACUGGUGGUAAAGUUGCAGUGGGAUUUGACCUCUGGAUGUUGCUAUUCUGAGAGGUGAGAGAAGUAGAGAGGUAUUGUUUUUUGGAGGCUGUGGGGGCAGUUGUGGAGUUUUUGUGUUGGUUUCUGUGUGCUUGGGGUUUUGGAAGUGCAAGGUCGGAGGAGGAGCUCGAAGGAAGCUUAACGGGGUGUUAGAUUGACCAUGCUGGUGUACACUAGCGCGACGCGCCGUCCCUGCCGACUUCCCGGUGCGUGGAGGAGGCCUUGGGAGGAUUUGCACACUGACCACCUUGCGAAAACAAAGUUCUCCAUGGCACGUUAGACUCGCUGUUGAUAGUGCACGCAUGUGAGCUGUAUGAAAACCGCGCUAAGGUUUCAGGAAUCAUUGACUGUAGGCAGGUUUGGGUAGACUCCGGAAUAUUUUAGGUCGCUCCAGACGGUGAAUUCUGGGAUAUUAUUAGGGGGAUUUUUUGCGAUGGAAGAGUCAGACUCGCUCACGAAGAUGGCGAAGGCUUCACGAGGUGCCAAUAUAUCACCAAAGCAAGACAAAAAGAAGCAAGUAUGCCAGAAGAUUCUGCGGCAGCUUGCCGACAAUGAACAUGAGGCUGCUCAGAAACCUGAGUUUGUAGAAGAGCUUCAGGCCCACUUCAACCGUUUGCCAACCAGAUAUGCGUUAGACGUCCAUGUGGACAGAGCGGAGGAUGUUCUAACGCACAAACGGCUACUUGAGGAAGCCAAAGUUCCAGAGAAGAGGCCCGUGUUUCACGUACGAGCUGUUCAAGUUCUUCCAGUUGAAUCUCAGGAUGAGCCACCGAGCCCAUCAGACCAUAGCACACUAUCGAAAUUCAGAUUAGCGCCUCCAGUGUUUGGAUCCUCGGCGAAUUUAGAAGCUCUUGCAAUGGAUUUCAACAGUAAAUCUGUGGUUCACGGCGAAGAGAGCGAUGACAGCCACCACUCCGAGAGUGCGAGUCACCUGCAAAUACCCAUGCAUGAAAUUACUUUCUCCACGAUUGACAAGCCGAAGCUUCUCAGUCAGAUGUCUGCUUUGCUCGCGGAUGUGGGGCUCAAUAUUCGUGAGGCACAUGUAUUUUCAACUACAGAUGGCUACUCCCUUGACGUGUUUGUGGUCGACGGCUGGCCAUCAGAGGACACUCAUGAUCUGAGACGAGCACUUUUCAGUGCACUAUCAGCAAUGGAGGAAGGAGUUUGGUUGAAAACUCCUGCAGCAACAGAGUCUCCAUCAUCACCAUCGUUGCAAAAUGGUGGGCAGAACGGUACACCGAGUUCGUCUAGGACCAGCGUGGAUGACUGGGAGAUUGACAGUACCCAACUUAAAUGCAACAAUAAAGUAGCCAGUGGCUCUUUCGGAGACUUGUACCGAGGCACCUACUGCGGACAAGACGUAGCCAUUAAGAUUCUCAAACCGGAGCGCUUGAACGAGAACCUCCAACGAGAAUUUCAACAAGAAGUGUUUAUCAUGCGAAAGGUUAGACAUAAGAAUGUGGUUCAGUUCAUCGGUGCUUGCACCAUGCCUCCCAAUUUGUGCAUCGUUACCGAGUUUAUGUCAGGUGGGAGUGUAUACGACUACUUGCGCAAACAGAAAGUACUCUUGAAAAUGCCAAUGCUGCUUCGAGUGGCCAUUGAUGCCUCCAAAGGAAUGGAUUAUCUCCAUCAGAACAGCAUCAUUCACCGAGAUCUCAAGGCUGCUAAUCUCCUCUUGGACGAGAACGAAGUGGUCAAGGUAGCCGAUUUCGGAGUUGCAAGGGUGCAAUCCCAGUCAGGUAUCAUGACGGCAGAAACCGGCACAUACCGUUGGAUGGCACCUGAGAUUAUUGAGCACAAGCCAUAUGACAAGAAGGCUGAUGUGUUCAGCUUCGGAAUUGUGCUCUGGGAGCUUUUAACUGGAAAGGUUCCUUACGCAGAUAUGACUCCACUUCAAGCUGCCGUGGGGGUUGUACAGAAGGGCUUGCGACCUACUAUGCCUAGGAACAUUCCUGCAAAGCUGGUGGAUCUUUUGCAACGUUGUUGGAAGACUGACCCAUCAGAGCGCCCCGGAUUUUCUGAAACUACUGUGAUUCUACAAGAGAUUCUUAAAGAGGUGAAUGAAGAGUUGGACAAUGAGAGUAAGCAGCCCAGGGACAAAAAGUCGAGUGGGUUGUUUUCCUCCUUCAAACGCUCCAUUGUUAGUAAAUAGCAAUUUUGAUAGUUCUUUAGGGUUUGUUUGUGGCAGGAGAGUUCUAGGUUGCUCUAGUGAAUCCCUUCUUUUAAAUUCCUUAGUACUCUUUACAGGGCAUCGCCUCUAGAUUUGGUGGAUACACUUUUGUUUCGACCUCCUUUAAAGUCAUUGUGGCUAUGCAAUAUUUAUAUACAAAGUAGAUGGCAUUUAAUUUAAUAUAAAAAUAUUUUAAUCAA
Messenger RNA from Physcomitrium patens, 2855 nucleotides. Its product is annotated as serine/threonine-protein kinase STY46. NCBI's taxonomy places the organism in Eukaryota, Viridiplantae, Streptophyta, Bryopsida, Funariales, Funariaceae. Gene Ontology annotation, biological process: protein phosphorylation. The record is from RefSeq and is a predicted model, not a curated record. Gene Ontology annotation, molecular function: ATP binding; protein serine/threonine kinase activity.